Messenger RNA from Pristis pectinata (smalltooth sawfish), 2373 nucleotides. Its product is annotated as transmembrane protein 60-like. The record is from RefSeq and is a predicted model, not a curated record. The coding region runs from base 537 to 935 and encodes 132 amino acids. Lineage: Eukaryota; Metazoa; Chordata; Chondrichthyes; Rhinopristiformes; Pristidae. The transcript has a single exon.
CGUAAAGCACUAAUCAGAUCACAGCGUAGGCGGGGCUCUGGUGUUAUUAAAGGGGUACGAAUUGCUCUUUUUCAGCGAGAUAAAGGGUUCGAAGGGAAAGUGAAAGCACAACAAAAAGCAAAGCAAAAAGGAACCGAAGCGAAGCCUAGCGAAGGGCCAGGAAGAAGCGUUUUGAACGGGAUUUAAGCGGGCAUCUGAGCUGAGGCUUCGCCUCGUGGAAGUGGGCAGAGAUCCGAGAUCGCUGAUGGAAGGCUGUUUACCCGAUUCUCAUUCGCACAACAUAUUGUAACAUGGCCAAGUAAUGACUGGAAUGAACACUCUGGGUGGAUGAAGUUGAUGUCUUAUAUCAAAGUACUAGCAUAAAUAAUCAUACGGAGUAAACGACGUGCACAUGUAACAUCAAAGAGCGAAUGGCGCAGUCAUAGAUUGAAAUGAAAUGCAACUUAUUUUCAUAACGGAUUACCUUCGCAAGAGUUUCUCGAAACAUUCUGAGCAAACAAUCGAGAGGCGAGCAUCGUGCCCUCCGCCUGUCUUAGAUGAGAAUGUCAUUAGCGCAGAGGGUUCUGAUGACCUGGCUCUUCACCCUGCUCUUCCUAAUUGUAUUGGUGCUGAAACUGGACGAUAAAGCUCCUUGGAACUGGUUCCUCAUCUUUAUCCCACUCUGGAUUUUUGAUGCUAUCCUUUUAAUCAUGUUAAUCGUAAAGAUAAUAGGAAGAUGCAAAGCAGGCUAUGACAGGAAUGGUACAAAUCUCAGAAAGGAGGUUUGGUACCUAUGUGCUAUGCUGCUUAAAUUAGGUUUUCAGCUGGCGGUGUGCGCGAGAUUGGAGCAAUUUGCACAAAUGAAGCUUAGUUUUAUUUUUAUACCUCUUUGGCUGUUAAUAAUUGGAGCAAUUAUUGAUUUAGGGUACAAUACCUAUUCUAUGAGGCAAGACUAAUGAAGUGCUCACUCAGUGCGUUAGUUUUUAUUGCCGGCCUAGUAACUGCUCCAACGUGCGGCGAUUAAUUGAAAUAGCUCGAACAGGAGCAAAAAAACCCUGCGAUUAUGAGAAAUUCGAAACAAAAACAGAAAGUGCUGGAAGAAAUUAGCAGGACAGGCAACAUCUAUAGUUCUGAUGAAAGGGUCAUCGAUUUCAUUUCUCCUUCCAUGGACGUGGCCUGACCUGCAGCGUAUUCUCAGCAUUUGCUGUUUACACUACAGCACAGGAGAAAAUAGUGGUUUACUCAUCCUUUUAAGUCAAAAUAACUGCAAAUGUUAUUCUUCAUAACCAUUUCUCCCGUGCAUUCUGUGAAGUCAUCGUGGUUAUUGAAGUAAAUGUGAAUGUUUUUAUAUAAACACCCUGUAAAUUAAUACAUGACACGUUGCCACCACACCUGCCAUCUGUUCCAAGCAAAAACCGUUCGUAUUUUAUGCAACUGAAAUCCUUUAACAUGCUACGUUGAUGACAAACAGCUAAUUUACAUAAGUAGGAUAGUUGGAUUAUCUACAGUAUAAUUUCCUUUUUAUGGAAAAUGCUUUAAUUAUAAAAUUCACAAGAUGGUGUUCCUGCUUUUAAGCUUUGGUUGGGCCAGUCAGAGGGCCAAAUAUAGCAAAAGCUAUAGAUACCAGAAAUCUGAAAUAAAAACAGAAAAUACAGGAAAUGCUCAGGUCAGACAGCAGCUGUUGAGUGGGAGAACAGUUAACCAUUUUGGCUGAUGAUUUUUAUCAGAUCUAGGAAAAAAAUAUAAGAAAUCAAACAUGUUAUAGGGAUAUAAACCGUGUGUGGGCAGAUGUGCAGUUUAAACUUGCAUCAUGGUUGGCACAGACAUCAUGAGCAGAAGAGCCUGUUCCUGUGCUGCACUGUUUUAUGUUAUAAGUUACAGAAAAGGAGAGGUGAUGCAGAGAAUAGGAAUAUUUGUGCCAAAUUUAGGAGUUGUGUCAUGGAGUUAUAGCAUGUGUCAGCAUUUUCAGGAAAGGUAGCAACAUUGACAUCCAGCUUGUUCAUACCAAUUUUCCAAAGUUUAGGAAGCAAAUAAUUUCAGUACAAGGGAAUCUACAUAAUUGCCAAAUACAUAACUGCACACAUCUUUCCAAUUUUAAAACAAGAAAUUAUCCUAUAUUUUGCAUAUUUCCUAAAUGAAACAAAUCUUCUUGGGUUGGAAAACGUGCUAGUAAUUAUUGUCAACUAUUUAAUGUGCAUCAAUUAUUGCAUUUCAUGAAGUAAAAAGGAAUUAGGUUUGCUGACUGGCUGGCACAUUGAGAGAAUGCUAGUCUGGAGCAUGAACACUGCCAUGGGUCAGUUUUGAGAAAUGGCACUCGGGGAAGCACAAGUCUUACCCAUGUAUAAAUAUUACAUUACAAUAUAUAUGAAAGAUCAUUUUCUCCCUAAAAUUUAU